AUGAUCAGUUGCUGUAUAUGGAUUUGGAUUUUUGUUAUUUCAUCUGUAUGUUCUUUCAGCCAUGUUGAUUACAAUAUCGGUGGAACAACUGCAAAUGGUUGGGAAUUUGUCCGUGAUUUAUUCAAAAAGAAUUUUGUAGAAGAACAAGAUUUAGGUGCUUCAAUAGCACUCUAUCAUCAAGAUAAAUUAGUUGUAGAUUUAUGGGGUGGAUGGUUUGAUCGUUCUUUUACUAAACCUUAUGAUAAUCAUACAUUACAGUUAGUAUUUUCAACAAGUAAAGGUGUAGUAGCUAUUGCUGUUGCAUUAUGUGUUCAAAAAGGAUUACUUAACUAUUCCGACUUAGUUACAAAAUAUUGGCCUGAAUACGGGCAAAAUGGUAAAGAAAACACAACAGUAGCAGAUAUUCUUUCUCAUCGUGCUGGAGUGCCAUUUGAUCCAGCCUUAAUCGAACAGAUUUUGAAUUGGACAGCAAUGGUUCACUCAUUAGAACAACGGAAACAACUAUGGCCUCCCGGAACUUCUCAUAGUUAUCAUGGAUUAACUUAUGGUUGGCUUGCUGGAGAAUUAAUAAGACGAGUUGAUCCAAAGAAGAGAAGUGUAGGACAAUUUAUUCAGGAUGAAAUUGCAAGUCGUUUAAAAAUUGAAUUUUAUAUUGGUUUACCAUCAAAAGAAGAUUAUCGUGUAUCACCAAUUUCUCAUAGUUUAGAUACUAUUCAAACAAUGAAUGAUUCACUGAAAGCUUUAUAUGUGUUUUUCAAUGAACCUCGUCUACAUCAUGCUGAAAUUCCAGCAGGAAAUGGAAUAACAAAUGCUCGAUCAUUAGCAAAACUUUAUGCGUCACUUAUCACUGAUUUAGAUGAUGAAAAACAAAAACGAUUGUUAGACGAAGCAGUUUUGAAACAAGCAAUAAAAUCAAAUACUCCUAAAGAUGAACCUGACUUUCUAGGAACUGUACCUUUAACAUUUAGUAUGGGAUUUUUACUUCUUGAUGAAACAUUUUCAUUCUUUAAGUCAGAAAUAUUUGGUCAUUCUGGAUCUAGUGGUAGUAUUGGUUUCGCUGUACCUUCAAAAAAUCUUUCAUUUGCGUAUGUUACGAAUCAACCUGACAUGAGAACAACAGAUCGUACUUUUCCUCGAAUUCGAACGAUUCUUGAAAAAGUUGUUACAAAGAUCAGGGACAAUUAUUAA
Rotaria sp. Silwood2 is the source of this 1188-nucleotide messenger RNA. The record is from the annotation of a GenBank genome assembly. NCBI's taxonomy places the organism in Eukaryota, Metazoa, Rotifera, Eurotatoria, Philodinida, Philodinidae.